AUGGAAGAAUCACUGAUUCCCUCCCCGCCUGAUGUCUCAGCCCUGCGGGAGUCGUUUGGAGACCGAAAGCCCCCAGAGAUUACGAGGAAGAUUACAGCUUGUGUCGCAUGUCGGAAACAGAAGAUCAAGUGCCACAUGCAGCCGGACGGCCGACCGCCCUGCACGCGGUGCAAGAAGAGAGGUUUGCCCUGCGCUGUGAACAGGAGCCUGCAGAUGCUCUUGGAGGAUGACGUUACGUGGAAGCAUGGCGUUGCAGAGAAGAUACGGAGAUUGGAGGGCAUUACGGAACAGUUGACGAGUCAGCUGCAGACACCCGGUGCUCAGCCGGUAGGGCCGCCUAGGGGUGGUCUAGAAAGGCAGGUGGAGGCUCCAGAGACAUCUCAGUAUAGACCAAAAGCAAGCGAGGAGCAGACGUGGGAGCUUGACCCCAAGUGUGAGCCUGCAUCCAUCCCGGCGUCCUGUAUCUCCGAGAUGAGCAACCCCAGUCCCCGGGAGGCGCGAACGCCCGUCCGACCGACCCUGAUCUCGCGUGGAAUUCUCACCCCGCAGGAGGCUGAGGGUCUGUUCCAACGGUACCAUGAGCGCUUAGAUCAUCUUCUCUACCGCAUACUCGGGGAUCACCAAUGUUUGGAUACUGUCGUGGCAAGCUCGCCUCUUCUGACGGCGGCGAUCUGCGCUGUCGCAGCGUUGCAUUCGCAAUCGCUAGGCCAUUUGUUUGAGAGGUGCUACAACGAGUUUAAACAGCUCGUGGCGACCACAACGUUCUCCCGAGAGCACAAUGUGGAUGACGUCCGUGGACUCUGUAUCGGGGCUUUCUGGCUUCACGAGCUGUCGUGGGGACUGGCAGGAACGGCAGUCCGAAUCGCGUUGGAGAUCAAGCUCAACCACGGGAUCUACCAGGCCCUGAAAGGAGAUCGUUUUGCGUACGUACAGACUCGUCUAUACUACCUAGUAUAUGUUUGCGACCACCACUGCUCCGUUCUAUACGGCCGGCCGCCCAUGUCAAGAGACUGCGACAGCAUCAAAGCGGCCAUGCAAUUCCUGGAGACGGACCACGCCACCGAAGACGACGUCAGACUAGUGACCCAAGUCAAGAUCUGGUCCAUCUCGGCAGCCGUGUUCGACACCUUCGGGGUAGACGUGGAUACGCCCGUCCCACCUGGCAAACUCGCCCAGCUGCGCCGGUUCUCCAUCGCCUUGGAUACGUGGUAUGCAGACUGGAGUGAUCGGUUUGGGCCCAACGAAAAGGUAGGCAAUUACCCGGCCAAAGGGGUCGGUCUACACUUCCAUUUUGCCAAGUUGUAUCUCUGCUCGCAUGCGUUUCGGGGUGCCCAAGCAUGCCCGGACCCGAAAAGCUUCCCGUCUCUGGAAAUGGAGGAAAUUGCCAACACGGCCGUUAUCUGCGCGGCUUCUAUCCUGGGGGUGAUCACGUCCGACACGGAACUGCAGUCGCUGCUGAACGGGCUGCCGCUUUGCUUCGACACCAUGAUUGCGUUUGCCGUGGUAUUCCUGUUGAAAGUGGCGACGAAAUACGCCGACGCCGUCACGCUCGACAAGAAUAAGAUUCUAUCGCUGGUAGACCGCACGAUUGUCAUGUUGCAAGAGACUACCAGCGAGAUGCACCGGCAGCACCUGCUAGUGAAAAUCGGAUGUGGCGUGCACAAACUACGCAGCAAGUUCUCCGACGGGGGCGGUGACGCUAUCCCGGCGACCCGACCAUCACCCCAGGCCGUGGCACCCUUGGAGAUGUUCCACGCGGACGUUGGAUGGGUGGAGGAUAUGAGUGAUUUUGACAUGUUUAACCUGCAGACACCAUUCCCUGAGAUUGACCCGUGGCCGCUUGAUGCGGAAUCCCAUCACCCAUUAUAG
This is a messenger RNA of Aspergillus campestris IBT 28561, 1869 nucleotides long. RefSeq lists its product as uncharacterized. Gene Ontology annotation, biological process: regulation of DNA-templated transcription; DNA-templated transcription. Gene Ontology annotation, cellular component: nucleus. Lineage: Eukaryota; Fungi; Ascomycota; Eurotiomycetes; Eurotiales; Aspergillaceae. The transcript is spliced from 4 exons. Bases 1 to 1869 code for a protein of 622 amino acids. The record is from RefSeq and is a predicted model, not a curated record. Gene Ontology annotation, molecular function: zinc ion binding; transcription cis-regulatory region binding; DNA-binding transcription factor activity, RNA polymerase II-specific.